AUGUCCUCCCAGACUGCCCCGGCCAUUCCUCCCAGGCCUUCUCGAUCCCCACAGCCACGUUCAUCCUUAGAAAUGCCUGGUAUCCCCCCACGUCCGGCUCACCGCCGCAUCGACCGAUCAAUGUCUCCGAUGCGGAGCAGUUAUGCACCAUCUCCUUUCAACGAAUGGAGUGGCCCGAGCCUGAGCCGGACCACUUCAAACGAUAUUCCCCAGCGUCCACCGAGCGUAACAAUACCUUCCCUGGGUGAAGAGGGGAUAGAGUAUGCAGAUCUAAAUGUUGGAAACGUGCCCGAAGGUCAUCACCAGGCACCAGCGGAGACUCGUAACGUUAGCAGUGACCUCAAGAUUCAUGCACCGAGACCUUCCUUGCCGACGUUAAGUGCUAAGGCCAAAGUGCAGGCGGUCACCCGCACAGACUCUCGCCAGGCUGCUGCUGCUGGCCUGGGUCGGGAAAGCGAAAGCUCCCCCGCAAUCGAAGAGCCGGAGCGGACCAGUCGAUCGCUGCAUUCCCGAGCAAGCGGCUCACGGGCCGAGUCGUCUACCGCUUCCUCCGAUCGCAGACUUUCCAUGCAGCCCGGAGAUGAACAUGGUUUCCGGGUACCUAUGUAUCCCAAUGCCGGUGAUGUCCAAGCACCUUCGCCUAGUCCCUACUUAGAGCAAGGCUCUCAACGCUCGGGUCGUAACCACCAUCGUUCUCGUAGUGCUCGGGAUUCUUCAUUACCUCCAGGUAGUUAUGGCCUGCAUGGGCAUGGUGUGCCGAAUGGUGACAAGUUUGAGAAGGCUUGGUAUGAAAAACACCCCGAUGAAUACGUGAAGGAGGAGGGACAGUAUGGCCCCGGUGUGGGUACUCCUCGCCCUGAUUGGGCUCUAAGCAGCGACGACCUGAACAAGAUUGUUCGAGGUCCAGCUGGCUCUACACCCGGUACUUCUCCCGAUGUUCUGGGAACACCCGAGGAAGAAGUUGGCUACCUUGCCUCCGAUGAAUAUAUGCACCGGAUGUCAUCUCCCCCACCUGAUUCUCGCCUUGAUUCCCAACCCGUGGUGGAAUCUCCCCUGCGCCAAAUUAGCUUCCCAGCCUCUGAAAUCGAGCCGAAAAAUGCGCCUGCCUCCCCGCUGCGUCAUGGCCGAAGCAGAUCGCACGGGAAUUAUGCUGAUAAUGAAAUUAUCCACGUUGAUAACCCGAAACAUCCUCUUCAUCACCCGGAUGGAUUUGCUCCUACCCCAGUGCUAGAUGAACCAACGGUAGCAGUCGAAGAGGCAUUGGAGGAAGAUGAGCCUAUUUUGGCUUCCGAUGAAGUGCGCCCUGGGUCGGCAUACCUGCACCCUGCUGUUUCGCCCACCAGAGGAAGCUUCGACGAAGAGUACAGAAGCCGAACGCCCAGCGUGUCGCACAGCCGUUCUAACAGCAGAUCGGCCAGUGCCCAGGCAGCGCCCGUGUUGACUCGAUUUGACUCGCGUGAGCUUUAUGAUGAUAACCACACUCCUUUGGAAAAUGUCGAGGAAUACGAGCCGCUGUUCCCAGAAGACGAGAACAAGAAGGACCGCCCUGUCUCGGCUGCAGACCGCUUUAAAAAGCGCCCAGAGUUAUCUAAACACCGAUUCCCGAGCCAAGAUAUCUGGGAAGAUACACCGAACAGCCUGCAACUCCAUGCUACUGUCAACACACCUGAUCUUCCGAGAAGUGACUCUGCGGGGGCCUUCGAAACACCCGAACAAGAGGCAGUUCGGAGAAUGCAAAACUCAAAGAUAAAUUCCCACCAAGUAGCCAGUCAUAUCCUCGAGGGUGAAAGCGCCCGCGAAAGCCCCAAGGCCCCGAAGCGCCCCGAUGCUAUUAAGCAGCGGUUCCCAAGUCGAGAUAUUUGGGAGGAUGUACCCGACAGUCAGCAACUAGUGACUACUGUUGAGCCUGCAGACGAUGAGAUCAAGAGCCCAGAAGAGCCUGUUAGACCCUCUAUCCCUGCUCGCCCGCAGAGACAGCCUCAGUCUACGUCACCCACGGAGAAACGCCAGCCGCCAGUGAUUCCUGGCCGCCCGAAACCUCAAAUAGCGGUUCGCCCCGCGAAACCUAGCCCCCAGGCACCGGCGAGCUCAGAAACUAGAGAAGCUGCAGUUGAAGGGCCAGCCAUGCCCAAAGCAAAGCCCGCAGUGCCAGCUCGUCCCGGCGGCAGCAAGAUCGCAGCUCUUAAGGCAGGAUUCCUGACAGAUUUGAACUCCCGUCUUCAGCUUGGCCCGCAACAACCCAAGCCACAAGAGAAGGAGCCAGAACCACCAGUUGAGAAGCAGCCACUGAGUGAUGCCCGUAAGGGCAGAGCUCGUGGUCCUGCCCGGCGCAAGCCAGCGGCCGAGAAUGCCAAUGCCCGACUGCCGACUAUUCCAGAGAUCAAGAUUACAGAAACAUGGAAUGUCUGGCAGGUUUGCGAGGAUGGAAACCUGCUUGUUGGUGACGAGAAAAUUGACACUCAGUUGCCAGAGAAAUCAAUUCAAUCGGAACCUAUCGUCGCCCCGGAGAUCGCGAAGAAUAUUGCUGGUGAACCCGUUGACCCCACUCCGGAGUCUCCCAUCGCCGCGGUUGAACUUUCUUCCAAUAACAAAGACGCAGCCACUGAAGUUGAACAGACUUCCACGGCAGAGCCAGUGCCAGAGCAGAUUUCCUCUCCCGUUAUCGAGCCCCCAACUCAGCAAGACGAGCCAGAGCCAGAAUCAAAACAAGAGGCAGUCCUGCCCGAAUCUGCUCAAGCUCCUGCUGAAGAAGCGGUCUCCCUCAAGUUGGACGACGCCCUUGAGGAUAUGACCGCAGAGGCCGAUAGCAAGAAGGCAUCGGAUGGCGACUUUCAUGACGUGGUAUCGUCAUCUUAG
This is a messenger RNA of Penicillium verhagenii, 2856 nucleotides long. Its product is annotated as Aim21 family protein. Lineage: Eukaryota; Fungi; Ascomycota; Eurotiomycetes; Eurotiales; Aspergillaceae. The transcript has 2 exons. The coding region runs from base 1 to 2856 and encodes 951 amino acids. The record is from RefSeq and is a predicted model, not a curated record.